This is a messenger RNA of Stegodyphus dumicola, 701 nucleotides long. RefSeq lists its product as uncharacterized. Lineage: Eukaryota; Metazoa; Arthropoda; Arachnida; Araneae; Eresidae. The record is from RefSeq and is a predicted model, not a curated record.
AUAGGUAAGGGUAUUUAACCUGUGGAAAGAACAUCGGAUAACACAAUACUUUCCAUUUGAUUGUUGGUGAAAUUCCGUGUUGAGCUAUCGGCAUGGCCCCCGUGAAAGGUCAAAAAAUGAUGUCAUUUUUCGUAGCCACCGCCAUCGUCUAUGUCAUAAUGACUGCUUCGGAAGUGGAAGCGGGUGGAAUGAUGGGUGGUGGUAUGAUGGGCGGAGGCGGAAAACACGGAGGUGGUGGAAGUGGACUUGAAGCUCUUCUUGUUGCUGGAAUUCUUGCCAAGAUCCUUGGAGGCAACGAUAAAGGAGGAGGAGGAGGUGAAGAAAAGCAUCAGCCUAUGUAUAUGGCUAUGCCUAUGAGCGUUAGCAUGGGUCAUGGUAUGAAUUAUGGAAUGGGUCACGGCAUGAUGGGAUGGAAGUGAUGGAUCUUGCUCGUUAUGAGACAUAGUCUGCGAAUUAUGAAAUUUUAUAUGUUCUGAAAAUUAAAAAAUUUAUAUAUUUUAACUAUGUACUGUUUUUUGUUAAAAGAUAUUUUAUUGUAUGUUAAUAUAUUAUGCUUAUAUUGUUCUUAUGAAGCAAUUUUAAAAACACUCCUGUAAGCAUCACUUAUGGUUUGUUUCAAUAAUAUGUGAUGCAACUUUAUGAAAACAGUCUUUCUUGCUUUAUCUUCAUUUCAUUUGUAUAUAUAUUUCAUACCGAUAGUA